GCAAAGACCCGAAGAUGUCUGAAAGUGUAGGGGGUAUAACAAUAAUGGCAGAGCCGGUACUGAUUGAGACCGUGGAGCUCGACUCCAGUAUUAAUAUAGGCCCCCCUGAUUCCAGCUACCUUGAUGAAAACGAAAAUGUAUUACCCAUGACGUCUACACCCCAAAAGACUUUUAACAGUAGUAAUAAAAAACAUGAACAACUAUUGCAUUGCGCACUUUGCACAUCAUACAGCACAACACGAAAAUACAAUUUAAAAAGACAUUUAGAGACUCAUUCUGAAUCGAGUGAUGGCGCACCUUUGGCUUCUCCUUCGAAACACCAGUGUACACAAGAUAACUGUCAUAAGUCAUAUACUUCAAAAGCAGGACUUGCAGAACAUGUAAGAGGCGUGCAUGGCAAUGGCUACUCGUGCUCGCAGUGCUUCAAGCACUUGAGUUCUGCAACAGCCCGACGACGCCAUGAGUUACAAAUACAUGAGGGUGUAGGUUUCAAGUAUGCGUGUGAAGUAUGCAAUAAGAAGUUCCGAGCUUCAUGCGACAAAGAGGGGCAUUUCAAUACAGUCCAUAGACAAUACAAACCAUUUAGAUGUUCUAAAUGCAAAAAGUCGUAUCAUUAUAGAAGGUCCCUUGACACCCACAAGAUAUCCUGCUUUGGCGAAGGGUAUACCUGUACAUACGAUGGCUGUAACGCAACAUUUUCAUCACAUUCCGGACAGAUAGAUCAUGUUGCGGCACUACAUAAACACAAGGUAUUCAAGUGUGAUUCUUGCAGCAAAACAUAUGGAUAUAGAUCAUCUCUCAGCAAGCACAGAAGACAAAACAAUCAUUAAGUGUUUCAAAUAUGUUACUGAAGGAAGACUCAACUUUACAUGUUAUAGAUGUGGUUAUAUUUACCACGUGUAGCUAUAGGUGUUUGCAAUAUGCAUCAGUUAUGUUUUAUUCCACAUCUUUAUAAUUAUGAACGUUAUGAAAUAAUUAUAACUUUGCUUAUUUUGUAUUGAAAGUUGUUAGUAUUUUAAGUAAUUCGUACAACGAUUAAGUUGCCAAUGGCCAAAUGCAUGAUGUGUAAAAUAUCAAAGUGUGACCAAAUUAUCAUUGUGUAAUUCACUGCAUCAUAGCGUUCAACUAAGUUUAACAUUUUAUAUAAUUAUAAGAUGGUUUGGUAUACUAUAUUUUCAUUUUAGUAUGUACAUGCUGUCAUACUAUUAUAAAUAAUACUACCCCUGUUCAAAAGGGAUGUUGAUUACUUCGUAAAAACAUUUCGCCUUUAACUUUGAAGUUCAACGAACGAUGUGAUAUGUUUCUUGACCAUGUUGCAAUAUGGAGCAUUACAGCAGAUUGUCAAACUGUUAUUACAUACGUUGCUCUAAUUCACAUUGUCUCUUAAGGUUGUCUUUUUAUCUGUAUGAAACGUACUUUACAACGCAGUAGAUACAUGUGUAAAGUAUGCUUGUGUAUGAG
This is a messenger RNA of Owenia fusiformis, 1461 nucleotides long. Lineage: Eukaryota; Metazoa; Annelida; Polychaeta; Sabellida; Oweniidae. The record is from the annotation of a GenBank genome assembly.